AUGUGGUCUGCUGAAGCCAGCCUGUUCUCUACGCUGUAUAAAUUCUCGAAGAUCAAGGAAGACCUUGGACUGUCGAGGUUCCUGCUGCUUCAACUGCUAUUGUCCCUGCUGAGGCAGGGGCUAUGGAGGAGCUUACUGUCACUGAGGAGAGCUGUCCUUAGGCUGACGCUGUUAUUCCUGCUGAGGAAGAAGCUGUUGCUGAGGCAGAGGAAAGCUGUCCUCCUUAGGCUGAGGCUGUUGUUCCUGCUGAGGAAGAAGCUGUUGCUGAGGCAGAGGAAAGCCGUUCUCCUUAGGCUGAGGAAGAAGCUCUUGCUGAGGCAGAGGAAAGCUGUCCUCCUUAGGCUGAGGAAGAAGCUCUUGCUGAGGCAGAGGAAAGCUGUUCUCCUUAGGCUGAGGAAGAAGCUCUUGCUGGGGCAGAGGAAAGCUGUUCUCCUUAGGCUGAGGCUGUUGUUCCUGUUGAGGCAGAGGAAAGCUGUCCUCCUUAGGCAGAGGUUGUGAAGGAAAUUAGCUUUAACGAUCUUUCAAAAGUCGCCCGCCUCUAUGGGAUUGCUCCCUCGUCAGGCAAGUGCUAUAAGGACAAGCGCCUCCCGCUCGUUGAAGUCGCUACCCUUAUACACCCCGGGAUGAAGAAACUCGGCGAGGGGACAUACGCCGUGGUGUAUGCCGUCGGUCGGGCUGGCCUGCCUCCUCUGUGCAUGAAGCUGUACAAAAGGCAAGAUGCCUAAUUCCAUUUCGAGGAGGCCGAGACUCUUUAUAAGCUGAGGGGUGUUCCUGGGCUUCCCAAGUUGGUGGGGUUGUCCCUCAACCCCGCCGUGGUGUUGAUGACCUGCCAUGGGGACCUGGAAUUCAGUACGUGGAUUAGCAGACACUUCGACCUGGACGAGUACCUCAAGAUCCUUCUGCACCUCAGCACAAUCUUGCACGGCCUUCACAGCCGGGGCUUCACACACAACGAUCUCAAGAGAGACAACGUGGUCAUCGACAAGCACAACGUGCCGACCCUAAUUGAUGUGGGCUUAUUAUCGUCCUUGUAAAGCCGCCCUUACUAUUACAACGCGAUCAAGGCGCCCUGCGAUGUCGAGAGAAGGCGCGCAAAGUAACAUAGCCACUUGGCCCCUGAGAUCUUUCGCGGACAAAAGGCUUUUCCCAGCGCCGACGUCUACUCCUUCGGUUAGAUCCUGCGCAGUGCCUGGAGGGUAUCUCGGCACGAGCACGUCCGUGAGAUUGGUUAUCUGAUGGUGGCGUGCCUGGCGUCCGACCCGAGACUCCGCCCGUCGCUUCCACAGAUCAUAAAGCUGCUCACUAAUGCGCUUCGGCGGCGUGAGGCCAGGGAGGAGAACGGACGGAGGUCAAAGUGAAAGCAUGUCCUUUCCUUU
Molecule: messenger RNA, 1376 nt
Organism: Penaeus monodon (black tiger shrimp)
Lineage: Eukaryota; Metazoa; Arthropoda; Malacostraca; Decapoda; Penaeidae
Exons: 4
Coding region: 1-498 (165 amino acids)
Source: RefSeq, a predicted model, not a curated record